Dalotia coriaria is the source of this 1683-nucleotide messenger RNA. RefSeq names its product aminoacylase-1-like. Gene Ontology annotation, molecular function: aminoacylase activity. The coding region runs from base 129 to 1310 and encodes 393 amino acids. The transcript is spliced from 3 exons. NCBI's taxonomy places the organism in Eukaryota, Metazoa, Arthropoda, Insecta, Coleoptera, Staphylinidae. The record is from RefSeq and is a predicted model, not a curated record. Gene Ontology annotation, biological process: amino acid metabolic process. Gene Ontology annotation, cellular component: cytoplasm.
UCGUAAACAAUUCAUUGAUUACUUAUGUCUACAAGUAUAUAAAUGUUUUCCUCAGUCAUUGUGAACUUAAUGGCCAGACAGUACUUGUCGAGUUCAGUGUUUCAAAACCGCUGCGAUAAACAUUUAAAAUGUCUCUAGAUGAGUUGGCAGUUAAAAAUUUCCAAAAAUACAUACAGAUUCCUACAUUAUCACAAACUACUGAUUAUGUGGACUGUGUGGAAUUUCUCCGUGGGCAAGCCCAAUCCCUAAAUUUAUCUUUUGAAGUAAUCCAACUAAAACCCAAGCGACCAGUAGUAAUGAUGAAAUGGAUUGGUUUACAACCUGAUUUGCCUUGUAUCUUCCUCAAUAGUCACAUGGAUGUAGUGCCUGUUGAAGAAGAGCAAUGGACCUACCCACCCUUUGAUGCCCACAUUGACGAAGAAGGGCGGAUCUUCGGCAGGGGUACCCAAGACAUGAAAAUUGUAGGAAUACAAUAUCUAGAAGCCAUUAGGCGUUUGCAACUAGAUGGAAUCAGACUCGCUCGUACUUUAGUAGUAACCUUUGUACCAGAUGAAGAAAUUGGUGGUCAGGAAGGCAUGAAACUCUUCGUGCAAACACCCGAAUUCAAAUCUCUUAAUAUUGCUUUCGGUCUGGAUGAAGGUUGCGGUAGUUCCAACCCGAAACUACUGUAUUUAUUCUAUGGCGAGAAACAUAAAUGGUCUCUGAGGUUUCACGUAACAGGAAGCGUUGGUCAUGGUAGUCUUAAUAUGGAAAACACUGCCGGAGAAAAACUAGCUAGAUUAUUGCGAAGUUUAUAUGAUUUUCGUACAGAGGAAAUGGAAAAGUCCCAAGCUCCAUAUCACACUGAUGUGACGUCUUUAAAUGUAACCAAGAUAGAAGGAGGUCAACAGGAUAACGUCAUACCAUCAGAGUUUCAAGUGACCACUGAUAUCAGACUACCUCCCAAUGUUAAUCUGGAGGCUUGGAAUGAAAUUGUGCAGAAUUGGUGUAGUAAGGCAGGUGAUGGUGUAUGGGCUGAGCAAUUAGUAUGUGAGAUUAUAGAUAAACCUACUGAUAUCAACAAGACGCCAUUUUAUCAAGUAUUGGUUGAUACUUUGAAGCAAAUGGAUAUUACAGCAGUUCCUAUUAUAUCAAUGGCCGUUUCGGAUUCAAGGUUCAUCCGAAAUUUAAACAUACCUAUUUUGGGAUUUUCACCGUUAACUUGUGAAAUGCUCAUACAUCAGCAUAAUGAGUAUGUUGAUAAAGCCGAGUUUUUAGCGGGUAUCACUUUCUAUAUUGCGAUAUUCAAAGCAAUAGGAAACAAAGUAUAAUAAAUAAACAUAUGGUUAUGUAAACCCAGCGAAACAUUAGUGAUAAGCGGUGAAAAUGAAACAAGUUAAUCCUCUUUUAUCACUCUGACGUCAUCACCGCGCGUUUUGCAGGCGCUCGUAGUUUUGGUAUAAAUAAAUCACAAGACUAACAUAACACCAACAGAGUGUUAGUUGGAACAAAUUAUAUAUAGUGUAUUUUUACACGUGUUCCAUUUCCUAAAUGUCAGUUUUAACAAAUAAUUUUUAUAAUUUUUUUAUUAAAUAAGAAAUAUUGAUUAUGUUUUUAAUUGCAUCAAUAAAUAUUUUUGUAUUUAGAAUUCUCUUUGAACAUAUUAUAUGUGAGAAUAAACAGCAGAACAUUUUUAUAUCCGCA